AUGGAAUCGAAGAAAAAGUGUAAAGUCAUUGAAAGCAGCCCCAAAACUCUAAUAGGUUUAAUGGAGCGUCUUCGUGAUGGCGAGACGGUCAUUUGCGCGGAGGGAUAUCUGUUCCUGUUUGAGCAUUGCGGUUACUUGACUGCCGGGUCGUAUGUUCCCGAAGUCGUUCUGGAACAUCCAGAGUUAGUCCGACAACAGUACGAGGAAUUUGUCCACGCUGGAAGUGACGUUGUACUGGCAUUCACUUAUUUUGCACACCGUGAAAAGAUGGCGCUGAUUGGUCGAGAGGACGAUCUGGAACGAAUCAACAAGCGUGCACUGCGCAUGGCACGUGAAGUGGCAGACGCUACUGGUACCCUGAUGGCUGGUAAUAUCAGCAACACCAACAUCUUUGUGGACACCGUUCCCAAUCAUCGAGAGAAAAUCUGGCAGAUCUUUAAAGAGCAGAUAGAGUGGGCUGUGGAUGCCGGGGCUGAUUUCAUAGUGGCAGAAACUUAUGACAAGUUUGGCGAAGCGCUUCUGGCUGUGCAGGCCUGCAAGGAAUUUGCAAAAGAUAUUCCGUGUGUGGUGACCCUUGCUGCCCAACAGGGUCAGGUGGACGGGAAGCCAGCUACUGUGGACGGCGUGGAGUACAGUGAGGCAUUCAACCGACUAGCGGACGCUGGGGCUGACGUGGUGGGGCUGAACUGCGCACGGGGACCAGCCACCAUGCUGCCCAUUCUGGAGGAAGCUGUCGACGCUUGCAAGGCGCCUCUUGCUGCUGUGCCUGUGAUGUACCGCACAACGAAAGAGGAGCCAAACUUCAUCUCAUCCAGGGAUCCACUGACGGGUGAGUCAUUGUUCCCCGUGAAUCUGGACUGUAUCCAGUGUAACCGUAAGGACAUCCACGACUUUGGUAAGCGAGUCCAGGAACUGGGCAUCAAGUACGUGGGUCUGUGUUGCGGCAACUCGGCUCACCUCACCCGAAGCCUGGCCGAGAGUCUGGGCCGCAAGCCGCCGGCCUCCCGCUACACGCCAGAUCUCAACAAGCACUGGCUCUUGGGAAAAGACGAUAAAUUACCCUCACUUGGCCAAGAAUCCAAGAUGAAAUAUGCCAAAAUCAUACCCAAAGUGGAGUGAUUGCCACUGAAAUAAUUUCAGUCAUGAUCCGUGGUGAACCAUGUUGAAAUAAGACAAGUUGUUUGGGGUGUAUUUCCUCAGACAAACGUCUUCUGGAAAUUGUUCACUUUCAUUAGUACCGGAGAUUAUAUUACCUUCACCCGGCCAAGAAUCCAAGAUAAACUUUGCCCGAACCUUAACUAAAAUAAAUUAAUCAGGAAUCGAAUCAAUACUCUUAGCAUUAGUCUUGUCCACAAAUGUCGGGACGUACAUAAUGGACGAAAUAUGAACGAUCCAACAUAAUAACUUUAAUUAAGGGCAAUACGGAAA
Molecule: messenger RNA, 1428 nt
Organism: Acanthaster planci (crown-of-thorns starfish)
Lineage: Eukaryota; Metazoa; Echinodermata; Asteroidea; Valvatida; Acanthasteridae
Product: betaine--homocysteine S-methyltransferase 1-like
Molecular function (GO): zinc ion binding; methyltransferase activity
Source: RefSeq, a predicted model, not a curated record